CAGUCACUUUAUAAAUAGAGUCCUACAUACUACCACUAAAUUAAUAUCUUAUACAAUGGCCAAUCAGAGCAAAUCCAUUUGGUUACUAUCCUCUGCUGGCCAUAAACUGCAGUGUCACGUAAACACAGAUCAACCCUUGGGCGUAUUUCUGAAGAAUAAAUUUGCCCAUGCAAUCGGGGUGUCCCCUGAGUCGCUUAUUUUAAUCUUCGAUGGGGAGGAAGUCCAGGAGCAGGACACCUUUGACUCUUUGGCCAUGGAGGAUGAUGACAUCAUAGACGUUUUAGAAGGCAACUAGUGGACUAAAAAUCAAGUUACCAAGUAAUUGCCCAGCAGAGUCAAUGAACUUGCUGUGCACUUGUCAAUAAAUUUAAAUAAAGAUCGUUGAUUUUAAGAAAUUAAAUAAAUAUAAUAAAAAGGAAAAAAUAUAUUUUAAAAUACCAAAAA
Molecule: messenger RNA, 444 nt
Organism: Drosophila subpulchrella
Lineage: Eukaryota; Metazoa; Arthropoda; Insecta; Diptera; Drosophilidae
Product: small ubiquitin-related modifier
Exons: 1
Coding region: 56-295 (79 amino acids)
Molecular function (GO): protein binding
Source: RefSeq, a predicted model, not a curated record